CUUAACGACAUUCAAAGUUACGAAUAAAAUGCUCACAUCUAUAUGUUGAAGCUUAAAUUGUGGUCAGGCACUGACUCUGGGUUAUAAUCGCUGGCAGUCGCUUCUAUAAUUCAGUCUGCAAAAGUUUGUGCUCUGAGAAGGUCUCUCAAGAAAAUUAUUACUGAUCGCUACUAGAGGAAAAUUUUAAUUCUCAAUUUGCUAAAAAAUUAUCGUCCAAUUGUGAAGAGAGACAUUAUUUCCCCUCGAGCUGAAAGCAUUCAAGUGGUGAAGAUAAAUACCUAGAAGAAGACUAUUUUUCUAUCAUCGUUUAGUGCUUCUCGUGGAGGAGAAUUACAAGAGACUAUAAAAUUAUAACAGAUCUAUCAGAUCCAACACAGGCACGAAGAACUCAUACAAGUCUUCAGGCCAAGAGACUGUGAUUUGAAGAAAACAAAUCCCAAAAAUAUUUUUCUGUGAUAUUUGUGUCUCUCUUAAGACAACUAUAUAUAUAUUAUUUUUUUAGUGAAUUUGUAAUUAACCAAAAAAUCAUCUGAAGAUGGUCAUUAGAAGCAAGCACUUGUGUCGCCGGGUACUCGAGAAUCAACACAAAUUGUGCCAAUUUCUGCAGCAACAGCUCCGAUUGUGCUCCUCAAAUGCCGCACGACCAGCUGCUGCUCUUACCAACCAGGAAGAAGACACCAGUAUCAAAAUCACUAAGCAAUUCACAUCCACGGCCACUUCACUCCUGGAGCCUAUCGAACAUGCCCCAAAUGUCGGACAUCAAUUUUCAUAUUCAGACCUUAGCGUUCGAUUGGCUGCUCCACAUGAACUCCAAACAAAGCCAGACGUGGAUGACAUGGGCUUUGGACGAUUUUUCACGGAUCACAUGCUCAAGAUCUUCCACCACAAUAGCCUGGGAGGUUGGCAAAAGCCAGAGAUAACACCUCUCGAGAACCUCGUUAUGCAUCCCGCUGCUAAAGUUUUCCACUAUGCCGUCGAGCUGUUCGAGGGCAUGAAGGCCUACCGCGGUGUCGACGGUAAGAUUCGUCUCUUCCGUCCAGACAUGAAUAUGAAGAGGAUGAAUCUAACAGCCCGUCGAUGUGGCUUACCCACCUUUGAGGGACUGGAACUAGUCAAAUGUUUAGCCCGAUUGGUGUCAAUUGAUCAAGAAUGGGUUCCGCAUACAGAAUGCGCCAGUCUCUACAUUCGUCCCACCUUAAUAGGCAUCGAGCCUACCCUUGGUGUUGCAUCAUCCGAAUCAGCCCUCCUCUACACCAUCCUGAGUCCCGUUGGUGCCUACUUCGGACCUAAGUCCUCCGGGGGUGUAUCCUUGCUGGCUGAUCCACAGUACGUGCGUGCAUGGCCCGGAGGGGCUGGAGAUAGGAAGUUGGGUUCAAAUUACGCACCUACAAUCUAUGUACAACAGGCUGCAGCCAAGCAGGGCCUACAGCAGGUGCUAUGGCUCUACGGCGAGGAUCACCAAUUGACCGAAGUUGGAGUUAUGAAUGUCUUUAUGGCAUACAUCAAUGACAAUGGAGAGAAAGAACUGAUAACACCACCAUUAAACGGAUUAAUUCUGCCCGGAGUCACGCGUGAUUCCAUCCUGGAAUUGAGUCGGUCCUGGGGACAGUAUAAGGUUCGGGAAGGGAAGAUCACUAUGAAGUGGGUGAAGCAGCUGGUGAAGGAGGAGAGACUGCUUGAAAUAUUUGGAGCAGGAACUGCCUGCGUUGUAUGUCCUGUUCAUAGUAUUAGCUACUUGGGUGAAGAACUCCUGAUUCCCACCCUCGAACAGGAGAAACCUAUUUAUGAACAGUUGAGAAUCACAAUGACAGACAUUCAGUAUGGGAAGAUUGAUCAUCCAUGGGCACUUGUAAUCGAUUGAUAAGACUCACGCAAAAAAACACCCACUAUCUCUUACUUGAUUAAUAACAAAUUGCCAAAAAAGUGACUUUGUUACAAAAUUGUCGAAAAUGCUUCCUAAAAUAUAAAAAACACUUCCAAUUUUAUUAUAGAGCAAAAUAAGCAAUUCAUUUUCACAAUUGCUUUACGGUAUACCAUUGAAUUAUUUAUUACAUUUUUUUAAUGUUUAUUCAGGUGUGUAUUAGAAUAUUAAUUUUUUUCUUUCUUUCACAUCCAAUCUAAGAGAAUUGGAUGAAGACACCCUAUUUGUGUUAAAAGAAAAAAACAAGCUGUGAAUAAGAUGAAAGCCUGAAAUUUAUAAAAGAAGAAAAAACUAAAAGUUUUAAAAUAAAUUUAUUACUCUAAAAGAUGAAUCCCCAAUUAGUUGCCAAAAUUGUCAAUUGAUGGUCCUACAAAGACAUUCUUGUGAUCGUCACCAACGAAGAAUAAAUUUGUGGCAAUGUCGUACAAAUAAAUCAAAAGUGCAUUUCUUAGAUUUAUAGGUUUACUAAAAAGAAAAUACGAAAAAAAAAUUUUUGAAAUAAAAAUUGGUACGUUUUCUGAGUAUCUUAUGUAAAUAUUUUUAUUGUAAUUAAUUAGAGAGUAGUAAUUAUUUUAGUUUCUUUUUUUUUGGAAUGCCAUGUCCUUACAUCGUUAGAUAGCUGUUAAGUGAGAGGUAGAUUUUCAAAAUAUAAAUUACAAAACUCAUACAAAGCUGUAGACGCUGUGAAAACUAUAACUUGUAGAAAUUUGUAAAGUUCGUUUUCUUUUGGAAGAAAUUAAAAAAAAAAAUGAGAAAAAGGAAUGGAAAAUACCCACUUCUGUAUAAACAGAGACUAUCUGUUAGUGGAAAUUUUGUUGAUAUAAGCUUCUUAGGUAAGAUGUUGAAAAUAAAUUAAAUUCCUAUCGAAA
Phlebotomus papatasi is the source of this 2790-nucleotide messenger RNA. It is a transcript of the gene Bcat, whose product is annotated as branched-chain-amino-acid aminotransferase, cytosolic. NCBI's taxonomy places the organism in Eukaryota, Metazoa, Arthropoda, Insecta, Diptera, Psychodidae. The transcript has 6 exons. The coding region runs from base 536 to 1861 and encodes 441 amino acids. The record is from RefSeq and is a predicted model, not a curated record. Gene Ontology annotation, biological process: L-valine biosynthetic process; L-leucine biosynthetic process. Gene Ontology annotation, molecular function: branched-chain-amino-acid:2-oxoglutarate transaminase activity. Gene Ontology annotation, cellular component: mitochondrion.